CCCCCCAUCAGCAGUAGCAUAUGACCAAAGGUAACAGCCGCGGCGACCCCGUGUGCAAACUAAUCUUGCUCGGGAACGGGUCCGUGGGCAAGUCGAGCAUCAUCGGGCGGUUCGUAGACGAUGGCUUUGCCAAGCAGUACAAGCAAACGAUCGGGUUGGAUUUCUUCGUCAAGACGAUCGCGUUGCCGCGCGACCGCCGCGUGGUGCUCGAGGUGUGGGACAUUGGCGGCCAGAACAUUCGCAGCAAAAUGCUCGACAAGUACGUGUACGGCGCCGACAUUGUGUUUGUGUGCUACGACGUAACCGAUCCCAAGUCGUUUGCCGACGCCGACGACUGGGUCACGCUCGUAACAAAGGCUCGCGAUGAGACCCCCUCCUCCCCCCCAACAACCACCACCAAGCAAGUUGCCAUGAAACAUAAACACAAACAGCACGUGUAUUUAGUGGGCAACAAGAUUGAUCUCGUCGGGUUGCGCGCCGUGGGUGUUGCGCAGCACGACGAGUUUGUCAAGACACAUCAUCUAGCCGGCGCAUUCUUGUUGUCGGCUCACAGCGGCGACAACGUCCUUCGCACGGUGCACCAGAUCGCCGCCCAGGCCGUGGGCGUCCAACUAUCUGAGUUUGAGCUCCAGUUCUUGGACAAACCUGUGAUAGCGUAUGCGUUGGCUCCGUCGGCGGAGGACGACCCGCGCACGGCCGACGCCGACGCCAUCGAGCAAGAGGAUUUGAAGCUGGAAGCACACAAGAACAACAGACCUCCUCGUCGGCUGCCUUGUAAAUGUACACUUAUGUAACACCACAGAAAUAUGGUUCAAGU
This is a messenger RNA of Aphanomyces astaci, 817 nucleotides long. RefSeq lists its product as hypothetical. The transcript has a single exon. Gene Ontology annotation, cellular component: Golgi apparatus; endosome. NCBI's taxonomy places the organism in Eukaryota, Oomycota, Saprolegniomycetes, Saprolegniales, Verrucalvaceae. The record is from RefSeq and is a predicted model, not a curated record. Gene Ontology annotation, molecular function: GTP binding; GTPase activity. The coding region runs from base 21 to 794 and encodes 257 amino acids.